Sebastes umbrosus (honeycomb rockfish) is the source of this 2714-nucleotide messenger RNA. It is a transcript of the gene slc37a4b, whose product is annotated as solute carrier family 37 member 4b. The record is from RefSeq and is a predicted model, not a curated record. The coding region runs from base 544 to 1896 and encodes 450 amino acids. Gene Ontology annotation, biological process: glucose-6-phosphate transport; phosphate ion transmembrane transport. Gene Ontology annotation, cellular component: endoplasmic reticulum membrane. NCBI's taxonomy places the organism in Eukaryota, Metazoa, Chordata, Actinopteri, Perciformes, Sebastidae. The transcript has 10 exons. Gene Ontology annotation, molecular function: glucose 6-phosphate:phosphate antiporter activity.
UCCUGCAGUGGUUGUCUGGUGUGUUUUCGUGCCCUGGUGGCUGACUGACUGGCUUCAGUGUGUCGCGGUGACGCGCUUCCAAGAGCUGCAGAUUUCAUGAACGCGCGUCGUCCAUUCGCAUGGAUGGGAUCUGCGAGAGGGCUGCGGAUGAACGGGCGGUGUAAGGUUUCCUUCCUCUGUCCUCCCUCCUCCCUUCUACAAGGAGCAGCCUCACAGAUAGACAGACGGAGAUUCCAGCCUGCAAGAAGAGUGCUGUCAAGAGGAUUUCUCCUCAUGGAAAAAAUUUGAUCAUUGCUGCCCAGCCAACGCUCCGUCUUGUUUCAUAUCUCCAUCGUCCAAAUGCAAAAAAGUAGUUGAUAGCGUCAACUUUUUUUUUUUUUUACCAAGAACAGUCCUGGCAACAACGGCCGCUGAUAACAGCACAGAUCUCAGCUUGAUUGGCUACCCAAAUACAAGUCUCCACUGAAGAAAAGACUGAGGAAAUAAUUAUUGUUUUUCCUCAUCAACCUUGGAGUUGUGCAUCUUCUUCCAUCAAGUGCAAUCAUGGGGGCCACUGGCUACGGUUACUACCGUGCAACCAUCUUCUUCUGCAUGUUCAUCGGCUACUCGCUGUACUUCUUUAACAGGAAGACCUUCUCCUUCGUCAUGCCCGCUGUGAUGGAGGAGAUUAAACUGGACAAAGAUGACUUGGGUCUGAUUACCAGCAGCCAGACCAUGGCCUAUGCCAUCAGUAAGUUCAUCAGCGGCGUGCUAUCGGAUCAGAUCAGCGCCCGCUGGCUCUUCUCCAUCGGCCUCUUCUUGGUGGGGGGCAUCAACGUGGCCUUCUCCUGGUCUUCCACUGUCCCCAUGUUCGCACUGCUCUGGUUCAUCAACGGCCUGGGCCAAGGCUGCGGCUGGCCGCCGUGUGGGAAAGUGCUGCGCAAGUGGUUUGAGCCCUCCCAGUUUGGAACAUGGUGGUCCGUGAUGUCUUGCAGUAUGAACCUGGCCGGGAGUCUGGGUCCAAUCCUGGCCACCGUGCUCCUGCAGUACUACGACUGGAGGACUAUCCUGACUAUGUCAGGCAUUUUCUGCGCUGCCUUCUCACUUGUUUGCGUGGUGUUUAUUAAGAACGAGCCAAAGGACGUGGGUCUGCCCAGCAUCGAGGCAGCAGCCAAGAAGGGGUCUAAGGGAGGCAACGGCGACAGCACCCUGAGGGAGUUCCUCCUCUCUCCCUUUCUGUGGGUGUUGUCUCUGGGCUACUUGGUGGUGUUCGGGGUGAAGACAGCCGCCACUGACUGGGGACAGCUGUUCCUCAUGCAGGAGAAAGGCCAGACUGUUCUCAUGGGCAGUACCUACAUGAGUGCCUUGGAGGUGGGAGGUUUUGUGGGCAGCCUUGCAGCAGGCUUAGUCUCCGACAGAGCUGUAGCUCGGAAAGGCUUGAGCACCCACGGCAACCCUCGCCACGGCCUGCUCCUUUUCAUGAUGGCCGGAAUGUAUGUGUCCAUGUACCUCUUCAGAGUCACCAUCACACCUGAAAUCCCAAUGGAGGCUCCCCUUUGGGUCCAAAUCCUUCAUCCUGUCUCUGUCCUCAUCGGUGUUUCAGAAAAAGAGAUCUGGAUCCUGUUCCUCGGUGCUCUGUUUGGAUUUUCUUCUUACGGACCAAUUGCCCUGUUUGGGGUGAUAGCCAGCGAAAGUGCUCCUUCAAAUUUCUGUGGAACCUCUCAUGCUGUUGUAGCUCUGAUGGCUAAUGUGGGGGCUUUUAUGGCGGGUCUUCCCUUCAGCACUAUUGCCAAACAACACAACUGGGACACGGCUUUCUGGGUAGCCGAGGUGAUAAUGGGCAUCGCCACCGUUGGCUUCUUUCUGGUGCGCAACAUGCGCACCAAAAUGGGACGGAUCGCGGAGAAACUGGACUAACUUAUCUUCCUGGAAUGAGCCAACUGUCGACGUCUUGCAUUACUUACGGCUCCGUAUACAGAAUACUGCACAUUAAUACAACACCAAUUUGACCAAACAAAACCAGUCACACAGACUCAGGGAGGGUGUGAGUCAUUAAACCACUUUUGUCACACACAAUUUCCUCUUAUUCAAACACACCAAAAUAAUAGAUGAUAAUUGUUCAUCACAAGCUAACAUUUGAACACUUCCACAUCCUAGAGGCAGUUUUCAUGUCGAGACAUUUAACAUUCAUUACAGCUGUACACUAAAAAGAACAUGGACGUGGAAAUAUGUAAAGGUUUGAGUGGAUUUUGUUGAGUGGAUGCGUGCUGCUCAUUGCCUUCAGUGGAGGUCAUCUCUAUUUAACUUAUUGAAUGUUCACUGAUGGGCCUGUAUAUUCUAGACUAUUAUUUGUCUAGGUAUUUGCACAAAUGUAGUAGCAUGGGUCAUGGUCAUUUUACUAAUACCUCAAGUAUUUGUAAAAAUGUAAUAGGCUCAUUAUUUCACUGAAAUGGAGUUAUAGGAGAUCAUGUUAUUUUUAUACAGUUGUACGCUACAUGAUGCAGAAUACCAUUUUGAUGCAGACUUCUUAGAAGCAUGUCAGCUUUUAUGAUCGGGCAUGUUUUUAAGGAUCGAUUAAGAUCAGACCUUUGCUGCAGGUGUUUUAUCACUGCCACUGUAGUUGCGUACAGAAGUUCCAACACCAGAUUGUAUACCUUUAACUUUCUCAUCUCGAAAAUGAGUGACAAUCACUGUGAUUGUACCAUGGACAUCUAAUAAAUGUGAAGUUUACUUUG